Messenger RNA from Caenorhabditis sp. 36 PRJEB53466, 4011 nucleotides. Lineage: Eukaryota; Metazoa; Nematoda; Chromadorea; Rhabditida; Rhabditidae. The record is from the annotation of a GenBank genome assembly.
AUGUUUAUCGAGUACAGGGUAUCCGCAUCCGCAUCAUUUUCUAUGCAUUAUCGAUUGAUUUAAGUUAUUGUCUAGGCCCCAUGAUUCCAUUGUUUUUUUUCUAGUCGACACGCUUUUCCAUGUAUUUUGGGGUCUCGCAACGAAACAACAAUGAAAAUGUUCGCUGCGAGACCCAUUUUGCGAGCCCCCCUCACCCCCCAACGUUCAUGUACGAUUUUAGGGUGAAAAUGCCACGGAGGUGAUUGAGCGAAAUCGUGACAGCGCCGAAGUGUCGGACGAGGAGAACUCGUACUGGCGAUGGGUUCGCGAGCUGAAAAAGCAAAAGCUCCAAGAGCUGCACGAGCGAAAAUUUGGCGGCAAGCAAAAAGAAGGCGAGACGACGAAAUCGAACUCGCUCCGUGGCAUUCUCCUCAUUGUCUGUAUUUUUAUCGUCCUCAUCAUCAUUCUGGUCGUAUGAAGAACAUUAAUCGCGUGAAAUUAUCGAUUUUUGAGGUGUGCGCAGAGAUGGAGAUGAUUUCCACGAAAUGCACCGAAAAAUGCGCAUUUGCCCCCCAUCUCUGCACACUAUUUUCAGAUUUUUUAGGCGUACCGUAAUCUUUUGCCCCCCCCCCCACAAUUUUUCUGAUUUUUGGUCGUAUCCGUCGUGGUGUGUGUGUGUGUGUGUGUGUGUCCUUUGUCAUUUGAAAUAUCUUAGUUUAUUUUAUGCCGCGUCCAAUGUCUCGAAAAAACCGUAAAAACCGCAGAUUUUUCUGUCCAAAGUCGGCCGAAAUUUGCGUGAAAAACGGGGGUGUGCACAGCUCAAUGAGUGUAACCGUACCCCUAAAACUACGGUAUUUUUUGAAAAUUUGUUAAUUUCUUGAGGUUAUUUGAAAAUAUUCAAAUUUCUUGCGCAAAUUUUCAAAAAAUACCGUAGUUUUAGGGGUACGGUUACACUCAUUGAGCUGUGCGCACCUCCGUUUUUCACGCAAAUUUCGGCCGACUUUGGACAGAAAAAUCUGCGGUUUUUACGGUUUUUCCGAGACAUUGGACGCGGCAUUACGCCUACGCUUUUUUGCUGAUACCUCGCAAUUUGCAUGCUUUCCAACAAAAACGUUUUAAUUUGUUGGGCCCCCUCCCCCUUUUUUUUUCUUUUUGAAAAUGAUUGUGAGAGACCGCAAACACAUAAACACACACACACCACUGGACCGGGCGUUAUAAUAUCGGAAAAAUGGCAGAUUUAGAACGAAAGAUUACGGUAUCGCCAAUCGUUUCAGAUCGAAGAGACGGCGCCGAUCUCGUUUCCAGACUUGACAUCGGCCGGAAAUUGUCACGUCGAGUGCAACGGAGGUAUUAUUGAUUGUCUCAUGCUUCUCCAAGUUAUUGAAUCGAUUUGAGGAUGCACGGAAUCCAACUCGGCGACGUCGUGCUUCGCGUGCAAACACCUGACUCAAACGCUGCGCAACAAGGGCGGAAGCGGCUUCAAAUGUGUGCAAAAGUGCGAUGACACGUACUAUUUGGACGGCGACAAGUGCAAAAUGUGCUCGUCGCACUGCCACACGUGCACAAAAGCAGAGGUUAGUCGAUUACGAGAGGGCACAUUUUGACCGCCAAACUUUGCACGCUUUUUGAAUUUUGAAGAAAGGCCGAAAGCCCUGUUUUUGCGAACUAUUCAAUGUUCCAUCACAUCUCCAGACGCGGAGAUCGAUCCGUCUAAAACUUGGUCCCAAGCAGGGCUGGGCAAUUGGCCGGCCCUUGACCUGGACUUUUGAACCACUUGCAAUAUUCCGAUCAGACCCAAACUUUGCAGGCUUUGUUGACUUGGAUUGAGGGCCAUUGUGUCCAAGUUUCAGCCCGAUCGGAUCGUCGGGCACCGAGAUAUGUGGAUCAGAGGCCGAUUUUUUCCAAAAAGCCCGGGCUUCCGGCCAAUCUCGGCCAAUGAUCCACAUUUCUCGGGACCAAAUAAUCUGAUCGGGCUGAAACUUGGUCCCAAUAUGCUUCAACCCAUGUCCAAGAAGCCUGCAAAGUUUCGGUCCGAUCGGAAUAUUGCAAGUGGUUCAAAAGGUCGGCUAACGAAAAGCUCGGGCCGGCCAAUUGCCCAGCCCUGGUCCCAAAUUACUUAUUGGGCCUCAAAAAAUCCAUUGAAAUAAGGUGGCACGAGGAAGUUAAACUAUACUGAUUGUUCUUAUUGCGUGCACCGCCCGAAAUGAUUGUUGGCGAAUGUUGUAGGUGUGCGAAACGUGUCCGGGAAGUCUUCUGCUCAUCGAAGUCGACAAUAUGCCCCACUACGACCACGGAAAGUGUGUGGAAUCGUGUCCGCCCGGCCUGGUCGCCGAUUGUGAGUUUACCUCGAUUCGGGUUUUCGAAUUUCAAACGUUUACAGCACAAAAGUCUACAAACGGUGAGAGAGAGAGAGUACAUUUAAUCGAGUGUUUAACCAAUAAACCAAAGCCCCCCUCCACUUCUAAAUUCCUGUUUCGCAUAUAACUUUUGACUCCCGUUUAAUCAUUCGCAGCUCACCACCAUGCAUUUUCAAACCGAAUCCUCAUUUGCAGACGAGACGAACCUGGUGCAGGCGCGGUGCAUCUGGCGAAAGGAUCUCUGCGGCAACGGCUACUACAUCAACGCCGUCGGCAAGUGCGAUUUGUGCGAUUCGGCGUGCGAAACGUGCAUCGCGCCCGGACCGAUGAGCUGCGAGAAGUGCGCGAACGGCUACGGAAAGGGCUCGAUCGGAUACUGUCGGCCGUGCUGUGCGCCCGGAUCCGGAAAGGACUGGCACUGUGGUGGGUGUCGCUUUGUACUCAUUUCUCCUAAAAAAGAGUGUGUCCGAAAUGAGGGAUUGGUGGUCCAAAAGUCUCAAAUUCUGUAUAAAUUUGCCCGAAGGCGACCACGAGAAGUACACGGCGGGUGGAGUUUUCUAGUCCCACCGGCGAAAAUGUUCAUCUGUAGCAGAGUUGAGCGGAAAUGGAAUUUUGAAAUCCGGAAGACGGCAGACGGCAGACGGAAGAAAAAAUUUUUUACGGAACACGGAAAACGGAAGACGGAAGAAAACUUUUUUCCCGGAAGACGGCAGACGGAAGACGGAACAAAAAAAUCCACGGAAGACGGAAGACGGAAGACGGCAGACGGAAUUCCGCUCAACUCUGAUCUGUAGCAAAUCUUCUUGCAACUCGACUUUGUAGUGUACCCUUGCUCGGGAAACUACUUCCAAAACUCACCCGACAAAGCGUUUGUCGAGAAAAAAUGGUUUCAGACAGCGUUAUUCGAGUGCCGUACAAAAAAUGGAUAACCGCGUGAAAUUUCAUUAAAACUGGGGACUUGGGAACACGAAGAAUGCCCCCCACUUUAAAAAUAUGUAUAUUUUUGUUUGCAGAAGACUGUUCGACGCAACCGCCGGAGCCGUCCGAAUCCUCGGAUUCCGGCUACGGAUGGUUCUUCUGGAUAACCGUCGUCGCCCUCUUCGGCCUCGGAUUCUGGUCGUGCUGGAAGUGCGUCGCGGCCAACAGUUCGGCCGCGAAUAUCGAGUACGUCACGUUUGUGUGUCUGUCCGAAUUUCCUCUUAUUGCCACAUUCGCUGUCCGAGUCCCAACUCUCAGAAAUCCAUAUAAACGGAACAGUGCGCAGUUCGAGUUGUGGCUCUGUGGCUGAGAAAACUCCUAGGCCAUGAGAUCUUUCUUGCCACGUAUUCACACAAAUUAACAGCAAUCGAGAUUUGAGCCAACAGACGGUUGGCGUGAAACUUGAUUUGAGCACUUAUUAAUCUAGCUAGAAGAUUUAUUAAUCUAGCUAGACAAUUUAUUAAUCUAAUUAGGUGUCAUAUCAAUCUUAUUAAGCCGUAAUAACGAAAUGCCAGAGUUUUCUAGGCCGCAGUAUAUAAAUCGAAAAAAAAACAGCCGAAAAAGUUGCAGAUACGCUCCGCUGCCACACUACAACGCGACGAACGGAGAAGUGAAUUUGGGCGUGAAUUCAGAUGAGGACGACGACGAAGACGAAGACGAACUCUUCACACAUUUACCCGCUUCUCAGAAUGUCUAG